AUGGAGCCUCCCACUCUCACCAAUCCGCGCUUUACUCUGGAGUUGGAGUUUGUUUCUUCUCUCGCCAAUCCCUACUACCUAUCUCACCUUGCUGUCACCUACCCCAACCUCCUAGGCGUCUCCCAUGCUGACGACGAUGACGACUCCGCGACUUCACCAGACGCCGAGGCAUUUGCAGCCUACCUAGCCUAUCUCUACGCUUACUGGAAGACGCCUGAAUACUCGCAGUUCCUCACACACCCUGGCCCUACACUGCGGGCCCUGCGAUUGCUGCAGGAGGACAGGUUCCGCCGCGAUAUCAUUCUCCCGCAAGUCAUUGAAGGGCUGGCCGGACUGAGCUUGCCUGUCCAAUGUGUGCAAGCAUCUGCCGAGGCAGAAGCUGCAGACGAAAAGCCAGAGGAUGGCCAGAAUGGGACCAAGACCUGA
Molecule: messenger RNA, 426 nt
Organism: Penicillium antarcticum
Lineage: Eukaryota; Fungi; Ascomycota; Eurotiomycetes; Eurotiales; Aspergillaceae
Exons: 1
Coding region: 1-426 (141 amino acids)
Biological process (GO): regulation of transcription by RNA polymerase II
Cellular component (GO): core mediator complex; mediator complex
Molecular function (GO): transcription coregulator activity
Source: RefSeq, a predicted model, not a curated record